CAACGUGCUGGUGGUGUGCGUUAUUUAGAUAGCAAUGGCGGACCUUCAGGAUGACGAACUCUACCUUCCCCGCACUGUGGUAAACAAGUUGAUCAAAGAAAUGGUUCCCAAUAUCCGCGUCUCCACUGAUGCCAGAGACCUUCUGUUGAACUGCUGCUCCGAGUUCAUUCACCUGUUGGCAUCUGAGGCCAGUGAGGUCUCCGAGAGACAGCAGAAGAAAGUCAUUUCACCAGAGCAUGUGCUGGAGGCGCUGGCUACUCUUGGGUUCCCUGAGUACAUUGAGGAUGUGAAGGCAGUUCACAGAGAGUACAAGGAACAGGCGUCUAAACAUCGUCGCCGAGGAAAGAGCCGACUGGAGAGACUCGGCAUCCCAGAGGAGGAGUUGCUACGACAACAACAACAGCUGUUUGAGGAAGCCAGACAACAACACCUAGAGAAUGAUAUGAUGGAGCAGCAGAAACUGCAGCAGGCUGCUGGCCUCCAGACCACACCCCCUACCUCGUCCCCUCACUCUGAGCCUGCCCCUGAUCCUCCCUCCCACUCUACCACUCCUGCUCUCUCCUCUUCUCAACAGGUCUUGGUACCUCAGCAGACACAAACUCCCUCUUCCUCGUCUUCCUCGCUGCAACCAGCCAGUCUGCAGGUGACGGCCUCUCUGCUCCAGACACUGGCUGCUAGUCAGGCGUCCUCUCUGCCUCAUCACCUCCUCCCUCUCACCCCCGCUGUCCUGCAGGCUGUGCAAGGAUCCUCUCUACUCCAGCAAGCCAGUCAGACGGUGAACCUCCUGCAAGCUGCCAGAGCCACGGAGCUGCUGCGACAGCAGGUGGCAGCUCAGCAGGCCUCUCUCCAGCUCCAGCUUCAGCAGCAACUGAAGACAGAGACUGAUGGGUCAAGUCGACCGGAAGACGAGGACAGUGGCUAGUCUUCAUCGCUGACUUUUGUACACUAUUGCACUCAUUUUCAUUUGCAACAAUAUUAUAUGACUGUACUAUACUUUAAGUGUGAGUCAAGUCAAGUGUAUCACUACAUAGUUCACUUGGAGCCUCUGUUGCUGGCCCUGUGUAGGCUCUCCAGAGCUCUGGCCCUCAGUUCUCUCUCUUUUUGGUCCUCUGCCACUGGAGACCGUGACCUCCUCUUGUGGUGACGGUGCUUGUGGUGAUGUCGGUGCUUCUUCUUGUGCUGGGGAAGGGAGGGAGCUAGAGAGGUCAGGUGAACAUUGGACCAUUGGUUCUACUGAAUAUCAGAGAAAACAUAAUUAUAUGUACUCUUGUGUAGAGGAUGGACUGUAGCAAAAGCCAUCAAACUUCAAUGUAUGGGUAUAAUGCUUCAUGCAACAAUGCCCUCCAUUUGCAACUCUGUGUCAUGUCACACCCAUACUUUUGAACCUACACAAGACUUGGUUUAGUAUCCUGGCCUCAGAACCUAGUAGAGCCCACCUUUCUCUCAGUAUCGUGCUCUUCCUCAGAGUAGCUGUCCCUCUCUCUGCUGGGCACGGGUGACACGUGUCUCUUGUGCUUCCUGUGGUGUUUGUGUUUGCUCCUCUUCACCUUCGCUGGAGGUGGCGAUGGGGAGGGGGAGGGGCUUGAGGACGAGCUGCUGUCACUUUCACUGACAGAGUGUCUCCUGUGUCUCUUUCUUCCUUGCCGUCUGUCAGUUGGAGACUCAGCUCUGCGACCUGCACAGUCAGUAUAUACACAUUACCAUGUGUGCAACAAUCACAGACACAUUUGCCUGCCUACUAAAACCACUUCUUCAGA
Molecule: messenger RNA, 1757 nt
Organism: Geodia barretti
Lineage: Eukaryota; Metazoa; Porifera; Demospongiae; Tetractinellida; Geodiidae
Source: the annotation of a GenBank genome assembly